Dromiciops gliroides (monito del monte) is the source of this 2059-nucleotide messenger RNA. RefSeq names its product acyl-CoA dehydrogenase short chain (gene ACADS). Gene Ontology annotation, biological process: butyrate catabolic process; fatty acid beta-oxidation using acyl-CoA dehydrogenase. The transcript is spliced from 10 exons. Bases 127 to 1365 code for a protein of 412 amino acids. Gene Ontology annotation, molecular function: flavin adenine dinucleotide binding. The record is from RefSeq and is a predicted model, not a curated record. NCBI's taxonomy places the organism in Eukaryota, Metazoa, Chordata, Mammalia, Microbiotheria, Microbiotheriidae. Gene Ontology annotation, cellular component: mitochondrion.
GCGCGGCCUCCCGCGGCUCCUCGGGGGCGGGGCCUGGAGGUCACUAGCGUCGCUGAGGAAAACCCGGACCGGCCCUGCUGACGGACAGACGGACAGAAGGACAGACGGACAGAAGGACAGAAGGCCAUGGCGGUCUCCCUGCUGGUUCGAGGCUGCAGCCGGAUCGGCCGAGCUUUCUGUUCCCGUGGCUGGAGGCAGCUGCACACCCUCUAUCAGUCUGUAGAGCUGCCUGAGACACACCAAAUGCUUCGCCAAACGUGCCAGGAUUUUGCCUCAAAGGAGCUGGCCCCUAUUGCUGGACAACUGGAUAAGGAGCACCGCUUCCCUGGUGCUCAGAUAAAGAAGAUGGGCAAGCUGGGGCUCCUGGCUAUGGACGUGCCGGAGGAAUUCAAUGGCGCUGGGCUUGACUACUUGGCCUAUGCUAUUGCUUUGGAGGAGAUCAGUCGGGGCUGUGCAUCAACCGGAGUCAUCAUGAGUGUCAACAACUCUCUCUAUUUGGGGCCAAUCCUUAAGUUUGGAUCCAAGGAACAGAAGCAGCAGUGGAUCUCACCCUUUACCAGUGGGGACAAAAUCGGCUGCUUUGCUCUCAGUGAACCAGGAAAUGGCAGCGAUGCUGGAGCCGCCUCCACCACGGCCCGGCUAGAUGGGGAUUCGUGGGUCCUGAAUGGCACCAAAGCCUGGAUCACUAAUGCCUGGGAAGCCUCCGCUGCCGUGGUCUUUGCCACCUCGGACAAGGCCUUGAAGCACAAGGGCAUCACAGCCUUCCUGGUCCCCAUGCCGACGCCGGGGCUCUCUCUGGGGAAGAAGGAGGACAAGCUGGGCAUCCGAGCCUCCUCCACGGCCAACCUCAUCUUUGAAGAUUGUCGCAUUCCCAAGGACAACAUACUGGGCAAGAUGGGCAUGGGCUUCCACAUUGCCAUGCAAACCCUGGACAUGGGCCGGAUUGGCAUCGCCGCCCAGGCCCUUGGCAUUGCCCAGGCUUCCUUGGACUGCGCCGUGGACUAUGCUGAGAAGCGCAUGGCCUUUGGCUCCCCUCUCACCAAGCUGCAGAACAUCCAGUUCAAGUUGGCAGACAUGGCCCUGGCCCUGGAGAGUGCCCGACUGCUGACCUGGCGUGCCGCCAUGCUCAAGGACAACCAGAAGCCCUACAGCAAGGAAUCUGCGAUGGCCAAACUAGCAGCAUCUGAGGCUGCCACGAAGAUUGCCCACCAGGCCAUCCAGAUCCUGGGAGGCAUGGGCUAUGUGACCGAGAUGCCGGCCGAGCGCCACUAUCGGGAUGCCCGCAUCACAGAGAUCUACGAGGGCACCAGUGAGAUCCAGCGACUGGUCAUCGCUGGGCACUUGCUGAAGAGCUACCGGAGCUGAGCAGGGCCAGGGCCUGGGGACCGGGGCCCUGCCCAGCCUCCACCCAGUGCACUGGAGCAGCUGGGCUCUCUCACCUAGGAAGUUCUUGGGCUCUGUGCCCUGGCAGCGAGGUCCGGCUGCUGGGUCCGAGGAUUGUUUGUGAACUUGGGCCCGGGAUGCUCACCCCCUGCCUAGUCUCCUUUUCCCAAAUGUGCCUGGCUACUUCGAUCACUCUCCCCAAAUAGCAAAUCUCAGGGAAGAAUGUGGGUGCUCCAGGCCACCACUGUCAGGGAGGCAGCUCCACUGCAGAGGGGGCUUAAGCCCAUGGUGCCUCAGUUUCCCCUUCUGUAAGACAUGUUGCAUCCAGCUCAUCCUUUCUUAUGGAAGGGCUGGGGCAGUACUUAACACCUUAUUCUCGUCCUCAUCUUGAGGCCCCAGAGAGCUUGCAGACCUCAAUCCCACCCAUGGUCCAGUGCGGCCUGAGGUGGAGAAGGCUCCUUGGAGCUCCUGGGGCAGGGAGAGGAGCCACUGGCCGUUAAGUGCCUGAAGGAGCACAGACCCUGGGGAGGGGGUCUGGCCCCAGGAAUGCUGGGUCUUUCCAAAUCAUGUGACUCCUAAUUACCGAGGGAGUGGGGCCUGGCUUUUCUUUGCAAGCAAAUGACACUGUAAACAUGUCACCCAGCUCCAGCUUUUAAAAAAUUAAAUGUUAUUUUCA